Messenger RNA from Cladophialophora immunda, 1677 nucleotides. RefSeq lists its product as uncharacterized. The coding region runs from base 1 to 1677 and encodes 558 amino acids. The record is from RefSeq and is a predicted model, not a curated record. The transcript is spliced from 2 exons. NCBI's taxonomy places the organism in Eukaryota, Fungi, Ascomycota, Eurotiomycetes, Chaetothyriales, Herpotrichiellaceae. Gene Ontology annotation, cellular component: nucleus. Gene Ontology annotation, molecular function: DNA-binding transcription factor activity, RNA polymerase II-specific; transcription cis-regulatory region binding; zinc ion binding. Gene Ontology annotation, biological process: positive regulation of transcription by RNA polymerase II.
AUGAAACCAGCUCACUCAGCGCGCAAAGCAACCAAGGCUCGCGAAGCCGUCAAGCACACCAAGACAUUCUCCGGCUGCUGGACCUGUCGCGAUAGACAUGUGAAGUGCGACGAGAAGAGGCCCUAUUGUGCGCGAUGCAUCAAAGGCGGGUUCCAAUGUCAGGGGUACGGCAUAAAGCUCGUUUGGGUCGACCCGGACAGUCAAGAACGCGAGCAGAACAUCCGGCGGGUCAUCGGCGCACCCACCGUUUAUGAUGACGGGUCGAAUUUCAUGAGGGUCGACGUCCACGGGGCAUUGGAGGAAAUAGAAAGUCUUUCGCCAGGAGGAGCAGCAUGUUUGUCGUCCGGACCAUUCUCAGUCUUUCCGGUGCAAAGGCCCGGGACGGGACUCGUCGAACCAUCUCAACCACUGGCACUUCCAAACCGCGAAAGAAGAGAUUCGGCGUCGUCGCCAACAGAUAGGACGCAAGAGGAUCUAAAUGACAACGCAGACGAUCUGAUGCUGGAAACGGUCAUCUCUCCUUCCACAGUCUAUCCCCGAACUCCGUCGUACGCCCCGGACACGCCCACACAGUGGCCCUCGAGUCCUGCUCUGCCGCUGACAAUCCGCCACCUCGACCUUCUACCGCGGCCCGCUGAGCAGCGAGACCUCAUUCACCACUGGACAAACUUUGUGUGCUGGCACCUCGUCCCCGUGGACCGGCCGGACAACCCGUUCCGCAGCGUCUUCACGCCCAUGGCCCUGGCGGGCCUCGCGUCGCCAUCAAACCAGUCCAACGGGCAGAUUGCGCUUUUCCACGCGCUGUGCGCCACCUCGGCGUUCAGUCGCGGGCAACUCCUCAAUGGAGACAGCAAGAACCUCACGCUGGCGAUGAAGCACUAUAACCUGGCCAUCAUGCACCUACGCCACAGCCUGGUGAAUCUCAAGGACACGGACCACGACCUCGGUCAAGUCCACCUCCAGCGGGGCUCCAUCCUCGCCACCAUCACCAUGUUCUCGGCGAUGGACAUGAUCACCGGGCGUGCCAGCGAAUGGCGCACCCACCUGCAGGGCGGGGCCUCGUGGCUGUCCACCAUAGAAGAGAGCGAGUGGGAGCGCGACAAAUCCUCCUCGAUGGUCUACCAAAGUUAUCUCGCUAUUGCGGCGCUGUGCAAUAUCCACCUCCCCUCGACCAUCGACGUCGAAUCUGACAAUUUCUUGGGCGACGAGAGAAACUACGUGCUCGAUCGAUUUUUUGGCCUUACCCGUCCGAUCCUCAAACAUAUCGUCGUGAUGAACAGCCUGAUCAAGCGUAUCUCUACCACAGCUUCCGACCCGCCGACUGCCGAAAUGCUGGAUGAUCUAGAAACCCAACUCUACGCCCAAACUCCAUCGAACCUCGACCUGUCGGGCUUGCCACCCAUGGCUCAAUCCCUAACCCUGCACCACGCCUACGUCUUCUACUAUGCCUCACUGAUCUAUUUCCUCCGCACCGUUCGGGGCUUCUCCCCCCGAACCACCUGCGUCCAGAAUAUGGUCUCGAAAGCCGUCACACACCUUGAAGAUAUCGAAAGUCUGGGAGGCGACAGAGAGGAUGCUCAACUGGUACAGGCUGAAGAGGAGGCAUGGGUUCAUGAACCUGGAGAUCUCGAAGGACAUCGCAAGCGAACUGUGGCGGAGACGGGACUUGGUGCGUGA